Messenger RNA from Haliotis rufescens (red abalone), 607 nucleotides. Its product is annotated as R-spondin-1-like. The transcript has 4 exons. Bases 83 to 421 code for a protein of 112 amino acids. NCBI's taxonomy places the organism in Eukaryota, Metazoa, Mollusca, Gastropoda, Lepetellida, Haliotidae. The record is from RefSeq and is a predicted model, not a curated record.
ACUGCAGUGACAUGACGUGACAGGCGGAGGUCAGGGGGUAUAUAUACAAGGCUGGUGUUGACGAUAGCUACACUUCCCCAUCAUGUCGAACACUGUGUUGCUAGCACUGACUCUCUGCCUCGUCGUAUCCUUAACGUCGGGGUUCCUCUUCAACAACAACUGUGGCCGGGGAUGUCGAUUUUGCACGGGACAGUUGGGGUGUACUAGCUGUGAAGCUCAGUUUUGUUUGAAGCGUGUUAACAGGUUUGGCGUGUGCUUAAGGGGCUGUGGUGUCGGGGCCUUCUGUAAUCCCGUCGGCUACUGUAACGACUGUACCGAUUCCCACUGUGACGUGUGUACCGCCAGGAAUCAGUGUACCCGCUGCAAGAGUGGGUACACGCUACAGAACGGCCGCUACUGCUACCGCCGGUUCGGAGGUUGAUCACGUGGGGAGCCACGCCCAUCUCCACCCAGGCACUCAACUCAGCUCUACCCUGCUUCUUGUAGGGGGUGACAUGCGCUCAGCCCCACCGUCAAUUGUCCCAGGAUUGUUCUGUUGUCAUGCCGGUGGAAGUGGAAAUCUAUGUCAAUUCUGUCUUUAUAUGUUAUUAAAUGUUUUACCAUCAUA